Loxodonta africana (African savanna elephant) is the source of this 9974-nucleotide messenger RNA. It is a transcript of the gene ZFYVE26, whose product is annotated as zinc finger FYVE-type containing 26. Gene Ontology annotation, biological process: double-strand break repair via homologous recombination; mitotic cytokinesis; regulation of cytokinesis. The coding region runs from base 382 to 8106 and encodes 2574 amino acids. The transcript is spliced from 43 exons. NCBI's taxonomy places the organism in Eukaryota, Metazoa, Chordata, Mammalia, Proboscidea, Elephantidae. The record is from RefSeq and is a predicted model, not a curated record. Gene Ontology annotation, cellular component: midbody; lysosomal membrane; centrosome. Gene Ontology annotation, molecular function: phosphatidylinositol-3-phosphate binding; metal ion binding.
CACCUGCUCUGCCGAAUGCAUAACUGAAAGGGCGGCGCGGAGGAGCUGUCAUAACUAAGAGGGAUGGUCCGAAGGCGGGACGCCCAUUUGUUCUUUCCGAGCUUCCUACCUUUCCCUAGUCCCGAGCUCUGGCGUCACGCGCCACAAACAAAUAUGGCGAAACUUUUGUGGCUUCCCUCCAUUCAGCCAAUAGGAGUAGCCGCUCUAAAUUGUCACUCCCCCUCCCAUCGGGUGGGAUCUGUCACCUGACACAGCUAAACAUGGCUGCGCUGGAAGCUCAGUUGCUUUGGGCGCGGGGAGCAGGUACUGCACGAACGAGGAAAUUGAGGAUGUGCUUGGCAUAACUCAUCCUGCUCCAUCUCCCUCCACUCUGCUGGGAAAAUGCAGCACCCAUUUGGAAAAGAGGAAGCUGCCUCCCAGAAGCAGCUUUGGGGAUUUUUCUGUGAGUGCCUGCGGAGGGGAGAAUGGGAGCUGGCACAGGCAUGUGUACCACAGCUACACGAGGGACAAGGGGAUAUCCCAAAGAGGGUGGAAGACGUACUUCAGGCCCUGGUGGUGUGUCCACAUUUGCUGAGAUGCGGGCAGGAUAUCAGCCCUCAAAGAUUAGCAUGGGUCUGGCUUCUUGUACUGGAAAAAUGGUUUGCCCAGGAAAAGAAAUUACUCCCAGCUGUUUUCCGGAGAAAGCUUGAGUUUCUUUUAUUGUCAGAAGACCUACAAGGUGACAUUCCAGAGGACAUCCUCAAGGAGCUAUAUGAAAUCGUAGCACAAGACACGGAAGGCCCUGUGCCGGAUGGAAAUAGGAAGUGGGAAAGCUGGCCCCGUCGGCUCAGCUCAGAAGCUGUCUCUGUGCUCUGGGAUCUUCUGAGGCAGGCUCCCCAGCCAGCACAGGCCUUGCUGGAGUUCCUGCUGAGGGAGGACGACAGCACCAGCCUCUGUGGCUGGCCUCUGCAGAAGGCACUGGUGGACCUCAUUCAGAAGGCACUGAAGGCUUUGCACGGCCCUGACGCUGGGCCCCCUGGAGUAGUAGAUGCCAUCUAUGGAGCUCUGCGGACUCUGCGUUGCCCUGCAGAGCCCCUCGGGGUUGACUUGCGCCUCCUGUGUGAGGCACUACUGGAGGCCUGUAGGAACGAGGGGAGCCCACUGCAAGAGGAUCGGCUGCUCAGCUGCCUCCUGCACAAGGCUGGACGAGGUCUGCUCUCCCUGUAUGGCCAUACCUAUGCAGAGAAGGCCACUGAAAAGCCACUGAGGGUCACAUCCUCAGGAAAAGUCUCACUGGAUCAUCUGGAUUCUGAGCGGGCAAUGCUAGCUCUGUUCUCCAAUCCUGACCCAGCCCAGGCUUGGAAAGUGGCCUAUUUCUACUGUCUGAGCAAUAGCAAACACUUCCUCGAGCAGAUCCUGGUGACAGCACUAACACUGUUGAAAGAGGAAGACUUCCCAAGUCUUGGCUGCCUACUAGACAGAGAAUUCAGGCCCCUCAGCCGACUCCUCGUGCUUCUGGGCUGGACACACUGCCAGAGCCUAGAGUCAGCUAAGAGGCUGCUGCAUACACUCCACAGGACUCAGGAUCAAGGCUGCGAUAAGCUCCUCAGGGAUGCCUGUGAUGGGUUGUGGGCUCACCUGGAGGUCCUGGAGUGGUGUGUACAGCAGAGCAGCAACCCCAUACCAAAGAGAGAUCUCCUGUGUCAUUUACAUGGUGGAGACGGCCACUCAGUGCUCUACUCUCUCCAUCACCUCACAAACCUUCCAGCCCUCAGGGAGGAAGAUGUUCUCAAGCUCUUACGAAAGGUGCCAGCCAAGGACCCCCAGCAAGAGCAUGAUUUAACUGAUGCCCCACUCCCUGACCACCUGGGCCAGUGUCAGAACCUUACACUCUACCAGGGCUUCUGUGCCAUGAAGUAUGCCAUCUAUGCCCUCUGCGUGAAUUCACACCAGCACUCACAGCGCCAGAACUGCAGAGAAGGUCCCUCUGAGGACCUGGCCUCGGUCGUGGAGCCAGUGAAUGACUUGCUCUCCUCCCCAGGUGCUUCAAAUCUCUUCUCAACAUACCUGGCCAGGUGUCAACAGUAUCUGCGUAGUAUCCCUGACUCGUUGUGCCUGGAACUUCUGGAAAACAUCUUCUCCUUGCUCCUUAUCACCUCUGCUGAUCUUCACCAAGAGCCUCACCUACCUGAGGACUAUGCUGAGGAUGAUGACUUUGAGAGGAAAAGCUCCUUGUGUUUGAGGUCCCUAUCAGAGAGCCCUCAGCACAUAGCUCAGCCUGAGAGGAAGUCAGAACAGGGUUUUCUGGGAGUCUCCAGAAGCCUUGCUUAUACACUUCCAAGCUGUCUGAAGGCAGAGCCAAAAGACAGUUACCCAGGGCCUCAUGGGCACAGCUUUUUGGACCUAAAGCACUUUACUAGUGGUAUCAGUGGAUUCCUGGCUGAGGAGUUUGCAAUGGGGGCCUUCCUCAGGCUUCUCCAGGAACAGCUAGAUGAGAUCAGCAGCCGCAACCCUCCUGAGAAGCCAAAGCUGCUAGAAGCCCAGAGCUGCUUAGGAAGCAAAGAUGGGCUGCAGAGCCGCCUGCAUCGAUUUUCCAAGGUUCUCUCUGAGGCCCAGUGGAGAUACAAGGUGGUAACAAGCAACCAGGCCUCAGAGGGGCAUCUGAUACCCUCCCAAAAAUACCAACCUGUUGCCACAUGGCACCCCAGUCUCCGCCAGGGUCGUCAGACACGAAGGAGCCAGGCAGAUGGCCGGGACAGAGAUUCCAACCCAUCCCUGGAAAGUACAAUUAGUGAACUGAGCACAAGUACUUCAGAGGGGAGUCUGAGCCCUGUGUCUGGGCAGAAUGAGCUGGAUGGCCGGUUGCAGCCCCAACCUCAAAGUUCACUCAUCCCCAUGAUGUUCUCCCCACCCGAGUCACUGCUGGCAUCCUGCAUCCUCCGGGGGAACUUUGCAGAAGCCCAUCAGGUGGUGUUCAUGUUCAACCUGAAGUCCUCGCCCAGCUCAGGAGAACUGAUGUUCAUGGAGCGCUACCAGGAGGUGAUCCAGGAGCUGGCCCGAGUAGAGCACGAGAUUGAAAACCAGAAUUCAGAUGCGGGCAGUGGCACCACUCGGAGAACUGGCAGUGGUCGCUCAACUCUACAGGCCAUCGGCAGUGCUGCGGCAGCAGGCAUGGUAUUUUACUCCAUAUCUGAUGUGACCGACAAGCUACUCAGUACCUCUGGAGACCCCAUCCCCACACUCCAAGAGGACUUUUGGAUAAGUAGCACCCUGGUGGAUAGCACCCUAGUGGAGCCCACUGCUCCCCUGAAAGAAGUUCUGGAAGACCUCAGUCCCCCUGCCAUGGCUGCCUUUGACCUAGCUUGCUGUCAGUGCCAGCUCUGGAAAACUUGCAAACAACUCUUGGAAACAGCCGAACGGCGUCUGAACAACAGCCUUGAGAGCCGGGGUCGACGGCCAGAUCAUGUACUGCUCAACGCUGAUGGCAUUCGAGGAUUUCCAGGUGUUCUUCAGCAAAUCAGUAAGAUUCUCAAUUAUCUGCUUAUGUCAGCAGGACAAACUAAAUCAGAGAAUGUAGAAGAAAAAGGAGGAGGGCCUCCACGGUACAGCAUCACCGAGCUUCUCCAGAUGUGCUGGCCCACCCUAACUGAGGACUGUAUUGCCAGCCAGAUCACCCUCUCCCAACAGCUCGAACAGGUCGUUCAGUCACUGAGAAAGGCACUAGAGCUGUCAGAGCCCAAGAGUACUCCGCUCUCUUCCUUGGUGGAGCAGGCGGCCCAGAAAGCUCCUGAGGCAGAGGCCCACCCUGUGCACAUCCAGACUCAGCUCCUCCAGAAGAAUCUAGACAGACAGACCCCAGCAACCGGCAGGCAGGCUGACUACGUGGGCACCUUCUUCAGUUACUGCAGCACCCUGGCUGCGGUUCUCCUGCGAAGUUUGAGUGCUGAGCCUGAUCAGGUGGUGGUCAAGGUCGGCAAUCCCUUUGUUCUCCUGCAGCAGAGCUCUUCCCAACUGGUGUCACAUCUCCUACUUGAGAGACAAGUUCCCCCAGACAGGCUGGCAACCCUUCUGGCCCGGGAGGGUCUUGGCCUGAGUGUGCCACACGUCAUCAUCAACUGCUGCUGUGAGCCCCUUGCCCUUUGCUCCUCCCGGCAAAGCCAGCAGACAUCAUCCCUUCUGACCCACCUGAGCAUCCUGGCCCAGCUGCACACCUCCCACUGCCUGGAUGGCCUUCCACAUUCUACACCAAGCUCCCCAAGGCCAACUGAGAAUCCCACGUUGGAGAGAAAGCCCCGCAUCUCCCCAAGGGAUUCAUGUCCCACAGCCCUCACCUCUUCUGCCUUGGCCUUCCUGAAGUCCAGCUCAAAGCUGCUGGCUACAGUGGCCUGCCUGGGGGCCUCCCUGGGGACAAAGGCCACCAAGCCCAGCUUGUCAUGGAAGGAGCUUCGUGGCCGCAGGGAGGUGCCUCUGACAGCAGAGCAGGUAGCCCGGGAGUGUGAGCGCCUCCUGGAGCAGUUCCCUACUCUUGAGGCCUCCCUCCUGGCUGCCUGGAAGCCUCUCCGAGGCUCCUCUGAGCAGGGGCAGAGUCUGGCAGUGAGUCUCUGUGGUCAGGCCAGUCUCUCGACUGUCCUCCUGGGCCUGCAUUCUCCCAUUGCCCUGGAUGUGCUGACUGAGGCCUUCGAGGAAGCACUGGUGACCAGAGAUUGGCCCCGGGCCCUUGAGUUCACCUAUGAGUAUGGGCAAGAAGUGGACGAGUUGAGCAGCGUAAAGGAUGCAGUUCUGAGCCUUGCUGCAGCAUGUGACAAAGAAGGUUGGCAAUACCUGUUUGCCGUGAAGGAUGCAUCUCUAAGAAGUCAGUUGACGCUGCAGUUUAUAGACAGGUGGCCCCUGGAGUCAUGCCUAGAGAUCCUGGCCUACUGCAUUUCAGACCCCACUGUCCAGGAAGGACUGAAGUGUGAGCUGCAGACAAAGCUGGCAGAGCUACGGGCGUAUCAGAAGAUUCUAGCUUUGCAGGCUACCCCAGUGUGGUGUGACUGGCAGACCCUAAGGACCUGUUGUGUGGAGGACCCAUCAACUGUGAUGAACAUGAUUCUAGAAGCAAAGGAGUACGGCCUUUGUGAGGAAUGGGGCUGCCUAUACCCCAUUCCAAGAGAACAUUUAAUCAGCCUACACCAAAAGCAUCUUCUCCACCUUCUAGAAAGAGGAGAUUCUGAGAAGGCUCUGCAACUCCUGCAAAGAAUCCCUGACCCCACCAUGUGCCUUGAAGUCACAGAGCAGUCCCUUGACCAGCACCCUAGCCUGGCCACUUCGCACUUCUUGGCCAACUACCUCACAACCAACUUCUAUGGAGAACUUACUGCUGCCCGACACCAUGAAAUUCAGGCGCUGUACAUGGGAUCCAAGGUUCUGCUGACCCUGCCUGAGCAGCACCGGGCCAGCUAUGCCCACUUGUCCUCCAGCCCCCUGCUCAUGCUGGAACAGCUGCUGAUGAACAUGAAAGUGGACUGGGCCACAGUGGCUGUGCACACGCUGCAGCCGCUGCUGGCCGGGCAGGAGAUUGGCUUCACCAUGGAGGAUGUUGACUCACUGCUUUCCAGAUACGCAGGAAAAGCACUGGACUUCCCAUACACUCUGAGGGAGAAACGAUCAGAUUCUGUGAUUCACCUUCUGGAAGUUGUCAGUCUGGUUUCAGACCCUGAGACUUUGACUAAAUCAUCAUCAGCAGAGUUCUCUUCUGCCGCUCCUCCUGGUAUCUCGACUGUACAUUCCCCAAGCCCAAGGGAGAGGAGUCUUCCACAGAGUCAGCCACCACUAGAAUUCGUGCCCCCAGCAACACCCCCUGCUAGGCACCAGUGGGUACCCGAUGAGACUGAGAACAUCUGCAUGGUCUGCCGCAGAGAGCACUUCACCAUGUUUAAUAGGCGUCAUCACUGUCGCCGCUGUGGUCGGCUAGUGUGCAGUUCCUGCUCCACUAAGAAAAUGGUGGUGGAAGGCUGCCGAGAGAACCCUGCUCGUGUGUGUGACCAGUGCUAUAGUUACUACAACAAAGAUGUGCCACAGGAGAAUCCAGGACAGUUGGAAGGUUCCCCGUCCUACUACCUGGUGCUCCUUGCCUCUAGACAGCUGCUAUUAACAAUUUGGCCUAUAUCCUUCACAGCAGCGCCAGACAGCUCCAAGAGUGAAAGCCCUCCGUUCUCAGCUGUGGUGAGAGUCCCCAAAGCAGCUGAGCUGGAAUGGACUUUGGAUCUGAACGAGGAGGAAAAUGAGCUGGUGCGGAGUGAAUUUUACUAUGAGCAGGCCCCCAGCGCCUCUUUGUGCAUUGCCAUCUUGAAUCUGCACCAGGACAGCAUCGCCUGUGGCCACCAGCUGAUUGAGCACUGCUGCAGGCUGUCCCAGAGCCUCACCAACCCAGAGGUGGAUGCAGGGCUGCUCACAGACAUCAUGAAGCAGCUGCUCUUCAGUGCCAAGAUGAUGUUCGUCAGGGCUGGCCGGAGCCAGGACUUGGCUCUUUGUGACAGCUACAUCAGCAAGGUAGAUGUACUGAAUAUUUUAGUUGCUGCUGCCUAUCGCCAUGUGCCAUCCCUGGAUCAGAUCUUGCAGCCAGCUGCAGUAACCAGGCUACGGAACCAGCUUUUGGAAGCCGAGUACUACCAACUCGGUGUUGAGGUCUCCACAAAGACUGGGCUUGACACCACUGGGGCAUGGCACGCUUGGGGCAUGGCCUGCCUCAAAGCUGGGAACCUCACUGCUGCGCGGGAGAAGUUCAGCCGCUGCCUGAAGCCCCCUUUAGACCUCAAUCAGCUGAGUCAUGGCUCAAGGUUGGUGCAGGAUGUGGUUGAAUACCUGGAGUCCACAGCAAGGCCCCUUGUGUCCUUGCAAGAUGACGAUUACUUUGCUACCUUGAGGGAGUUGGAAGCUACCCUUCGGACCCAAAGCCUCUCCUUGGAGGUGAUUCCUGAGGGAAAGACCAUGCACAACACCUACUACCAGGAAUGCCUCUUCUACCUGCACAACUAUAGCACCAACCUGGCCAUCAUCAGCUUCUACAUGAGGCACAGCUGCCUGCGGGAAGCCCUGCUGCACCUCCUCAACAAGGAGAGUCCUCCAGAAGUCUUCAUAGAAGGCAUUUUCCAGCCGAGCUAUAUAAAUGGGAAGCUACAUAUUUUGGAAAACUUGUUAGAAUCCAUUGAUCCAACCUUGGAAAGCUGGGGAAGGUACUUGAUUGCUGCCUGCCAACAUUUACAGAAGAAGAACUACUACCACAUUCUGUACGAGCUGCAGCAGUUUAUGAAGGACCAAGUUCGGGCCGCCAUGACCUGUAUUCGGUUCUUCAGUCACAAAGCAAAUUCAUAUACAGAACUAGGAGAGAAGCUCUCGUGGCUGCUUAAGGCCAAGGACCACCUGAAGACCUACCUCCAAGAAACAUCCCGCAGCACCGGAAGAAAGAAAACCACCCUAUUCCGAAAGAAGAUGACUGCAGCUGAUGUGUCAAGGCACAUGAAUACACUCCAGCUGCAGAUGGAAGUGACCAGGUUCUUACAUCGGUGUGAAAGUGCUGGGACCUCUCAAGUCACCACCUUGCCUCUGCCAACCCUGUUUGGAAAUAACCACAUGAAAAUGGAUGUGGCCUGCAAGGUCAUGCUGGGAGGGAAAAGUGUAGAAGAUGGUUUUGGAAUUGCAUUUCGUGUUCUCCAGGACUUCCAGCUGGAUGCUGCUAUCACCUAUUGCAGAGCUGCCCGGCAGUUGGUGGAGAGAGAGAAAUACAGUGAGAUCCAGCAACUGCUCAAGUGUGUCAGUGAGUCAGGCAUGGCAGCCAAAAAUGACGGGGACACCAUCCUCCUCAACUGUCUAGAAGCAUUUAAGAGAAUUCCACCCCAGGAGUUGGAGGGCCUGAUCCAGGCAAUCCACAAUGAUGACAACAAGGUUCAGGCUUACCUAACGUGUUGCAAACUGCGUUCCGCCUACCUGAUUGCCGUGAAGCAAGAACACUCAAGGGCCACUGUGCUCGUCCAGCAGGUGCAGCAGGCCGCCAAGAGCAGCGGGGAUGCCGUAGUGCAAGAUAUCUGUGCCCAGUGGCUUCUAACAAGCCACAUCCGGGGAGCCCAUGGCUCAGGCCCCAAGAAGUGACUGUGUGCAGUAAGGCCAGAAAAAUGCAGCCUGAGAACUGUGGCAACAGGAGUAAUGGGGAUGCCCCCAUCUCUUUCUUCCUGGGGAGUAGGACUCCCUCAUCUCUGCCCCCUGGUCAGAAGCAACUAGACUAGACCCUCCUUGCCACCUUGGGCCAGGAUGGGACCUUUCACACAAGUGCCAUAUUUCUGUAAAAUUGUGGGGUCUGUAUGUUUGUCUGGGGAUGGCCAGUUCUUUCUACCUCAGUGAGUGAGUGAGUGAGUGAGUGUACACGCAUGUGCACUCAUGUAUACACCUGAGCAUUUCUGAACAAAUGAAUCUCUUCCAUUGAGAAGAGGCACUUUAUUUUAGCCUUUUGCUAGUCUGAAAACCUUCCCUGUAUUUUGGUUCUUAACCCGGGUCAUCCUGUUUGUACACACCCCCCUCCAUGUGGAGACACUUUAGUAGCUCCUCUUAACUAGAGGGGUUUUACAGAAAAUUAUCAAGCAACAUCAAAGGAUUGCCUCUUUUUCCCUUGCUUUCCUUCCCAAAAUUCAGAGAUAGCUUUGGGGCCAGUAUUAUCUGUGGACUAAAACUGUUUCCCAAGUGUCUUCUCUGACAAGCACAAGGAGUUAACUGGAGUCUUUGGAAGGUAGUGUGAGCGCAAGGGUGCCAGCACCUGAAAGCUACAGGUACAGAUUCAAGUGGUCAGGCCUGGGAGCCUGAUAUACAGGCAGGACAGGCACCAUCACUGUAACCCAGAGGAGAGGAAUACGUGAACCUCUCCAAUAAGGACACAUGCGAGUUGAUCACAAGCACAGAGCUAUCUCGUUUGAACAUCCCUGCUGCAAAGUUGAUGGGUGAGAGAAUGUAGCUCCCUUUUUGAAAGUCAGGGGAGAGGAAAAUGACAGCCAGGAUCCUGGGACCAAAUGGCUAGACUUUCCCUAUUUGAGUUACAGUCCCUUGAGUGCCCCCUUGAAUUGGCUAGGAAACCACUUCCUCCUCUCUCCUGCUUCCCUUCAACUCUUCAGGACCAAGGGAUGGAUAUGCAGAUACCAAGGGGUAAUUGGGAAAGCAGUGUGCUCCUUUUCUGUGUCUUAGAGUCUGAGUAGGGUCUAUGGGACAAGAGAAUGAGGGAACAAAGAGUAGGUCAAGUGCCAUUGGUGGAAAACUAGGUGAAGUGCUUCUUCAGUAUGCACUAGCUUGUCUUCCCACCAGAGAGGUGACUGUUUUAGGAAGGGCCUGGCAUUCUCAGUGACUGAUCUGCAAAUGAGGGGGCCUAAAUAAAACCUCAGAGCCUCUCACCAACCAGAACUCAGUCUGUUGAUCUCACUUUGGAUGCUGAGGCAAAUGGGAACUGGAAGCUGAAGUUUGUAUCUCUGGUGCUUAGAAACCCUGUGGAUUUCGCACCUAGCCAAGUUUUUAAUAAUAAAAUAAACAGCUAUUAUGGGCAUCUGUCAGAUUAAAAAUUUUAAUCCCAUUACAGAGGGGAAAAACUCAAGGAAAAUACUAGGUCCCUUUUGGAGAAAGUUCAGUGAGUGGCUUCUUCUUCCUUGAGUCAUGGAAUGGAUCUGUCUCCCAGGAAACAUGAUUCCCUGGCAUCUGCUUUUCCUUCUAAGUCUGCCCUUUUUGCACUGACCAUUAAGCACUUUAUAUAAUGGGUUGCAAAUUUUGUAGCCCCUAAUUUGGGAUAUUAAGACCAGACUUUCCUGACUUUUUCUCUAACUAGUUGAACUAUAAAAUAAGCAGCCAUUGACCAGACUGACAUAAGAUGAGGCCAAAGGCCUUUGAGCAUCACACUGUGGUUCAGAAAAAAGAAAAAAAUAUGUACAUAAGAAGGGUUGAAUGUUUUACUACAAGCAAGGCACAAUAAAGUGUUUGUCCUACAA